This is a messenger RNA of Symbiodinium natans, 1395 nucleotides long. The record is from the annotation of a GenBank genome assembly. Lineage: Eukaryota; Dinophyceae; Suessiales; Symbiodiniaceae.
AUGGCGAGGGCCAUGCGCCCAACACUGCCUUGGCUGCGAAACCUUCCAUGGACACGAGGAAUUCUCAGCCGCGUGUCGUACACGCCGACGUUGCGUCUCAUGACUUUGGAGCAGAAGAUGCAUUAUGAGUUGAACGGCUGGGUCAGGGUGCCGGCUGUGUUCUCGCGAGAAGAUGUGACAAGCAUCAGUGCUUGGCUAGACGACAUCUCCAAGUGGCCGGAGGAUUCCAAGCGGUGGAUGCAUCAUUUUGAGGUCGACGAGGCCGGGCAAAGGAUGCUGGCGAGAACGGAGAAUGUUGUGCCGUAUCAUCCAGGCAUGGCUCAGCUGACGAUGCUGGGGCGCAUUCCCAUGUACGUCGCCGACGCCAUGGGCCGCGAUGUCUUCUUGUACAAAGAGAAGAUCAACUACAAGCUCUCGGGCGGCGGUGGCUACGCGCCACACCAGGAUGCCCCUGCCUACAAGCAGGUCCAUGUCCAUUGCACCGCACUUCUGUCCAUCGACGAGUCGCGGCGGGACAAUGGAUGCUUGGAGUUCGUCUCGGGCCGGCACAAGGAAGGGCUCAUAGGCCUCACCCAUGAUGGCAUCAUCGACUCCGAGGCGUGCUGCGCGAUGCCCUUCACCGCCUGCGAGACGGACCCUGGGGACCUGGUCAUCUUCUCCUCCUACGCGCCACACCGCUCGCGCAGCAACACCAGCGGGCGACCGAGGAGGCUGCUCUACUUGACCUACAAUUCGCAGGAGGAGGGCUACCUGCGAGAUGAGUACUACCGACACAAGCGCGAGGCUCUGAAGGAGGGCUCCUUAUCCCUGAUCAAGCAUUUCCAGGGCAAGGACAACUUUGCUGACCGGGUCGUCCACGAGGUUGAAGAGCUUUUUGCAAGCAAGGGCGGCACCCUCUACGACCCACAGGUCACGCAGAUGGAGCACGCGCUCCAAUCUGCGUCCCUCGCAGAGAAGGAGGAUGCAGAGGAAUCCCUGGUCGUCGCGACGUUGCUCCAUGACGUCGGCCACCUGCUUCUCGAUGAGCACGCGGGCAAAACCGACUUCCUGGCGGAAGACCUCAGCCACGAAACCGUUGGGGCAAGCUGGCUGGACGCUCGCUUUCCUCCGGAGGUCUCCGAGUCCGUGCGCCUGCACGUGAACGCCAAGCGAUACCUGUGCGCCGCGCGCCCUGGCUACUGGGAGACCCUUUCGCCAGCGUCCAAACGAUCCCUGGAGGUGCAGGGCGGUGUCUUCUCCGAGCAGCAGGCGGGCGACUGGAUCAGGCAGCCGCACGCCGAGGCAGCGGUGAGGAUACGCCUCUGGGAUGAUCGGGCCAAGACCGCCGGCACUCAGACACCUUCUUUGCACCACUACCUGCCCAAGAUCCGCGCCCAAGUGAGGACUUCGGCGUAG